Molecule: messenger RNA, 927 nt
Organism: Symbiodinium necroappetens
Lineage: Eukaryota; Dinophyceae; Suessiales; Symbiodiniaceae
Source: the annotation of a GenBank genome assembly
AUGAGUCCCCGCCGAAGCGGACGAAGCUUUUGGGCUUUGGCCGUUGCUGCUGCCUGGAUGGGCUCGGUGUACUUCCUGACCACUUCCGCCUUCCGUGUCCUCGCGGUGCUCAGUGAUGACAGCAUACGUGAGGCCAGCACAGGUGUUUCUUUUCCCGCCCACGUGAAGAAGUCGCAGAAGUGGGUGGCGAGCGGAGUCCGGCGCAAGUUCGGAAAACUCAAAGUCUACGCCAUGGCGUUCUAUUUGGAGGAGAGUAGCAAGCUGUGGGGAUCGUCCUCGGUGGCGAUGCGCGAUGUGCUGCAAGAAGCCCCCGGCCCCUCGGCUAUGCUUGAUCGCGCAGGAACAAAGUGGUUGUCAGUAGGUGGAGAACACGCCAAGGCUCGCUACUCGAGCUGCGCUCGGGGGCGAAAACCUACCAAGAAUGUCAAUCACAUGCAGAAAAAGCCACAAGGCUUCCACCACUGGUCCCCCACUGUCAAACACAUUAGCUACAAUAGCUCCAAACACACUUUGCAGGCGGUACGGCACAGCCUGAUCCCUGUGAACAACCUUUGGACGAUCAUGGACCCGUUGCUAGAGCCAGCAUCUUUGGCGUCAUCGACAUGCAGCAAGCUGCUAUGGGUGCUACGACGAAUGCUGGCAUGUAACUUUUGCCGCAGCAACAUCAAUCCCAACCCCACAGCCAUGAACAUGACAGAAUCAACAACAAGUGCAACACACUGCUAUAUCGCCGCCGCUGCUAUCACCACCACCAGCACACCACCACCGCCACCGCCACCGCCACCACCAGGGUUUGGGCGCACUGGGCAGUCACAGCAUGCGUCGAGACAGAGGCACAUCCUCGAUGCGUACUUCCUAUUCAGCCAAAGUCAGCCAGAAGCAUUCAUCCACGCAGGCCGCGCCAGCUUGCGGAUUGCGGGGAGCUGA